This is a messenger RNA of Pseudophryne corroboree (corroboree frog), 4710 nucleotides long. RefSeq names its product phospholipid phosphatase related 4 (gene PLPPR4). The transcript has 7 exons. Gene Ontology annotation, cellular component: plasma membrane. Gene Ontology annotation, molecular function: phosphatidate phosphatase activity. Gene Ontology annotation, biological process: signal transduction; phospholipid metabolic process; axonogenesis. NCBI's taxonomy places the organism in Eukaryota, Metazoa, Chordata, Amphibia, Anura, Myobatrachidae. The record is from RefSeq and is a predicted model, not a curated record. Bases 308 to 2476 code for a protein of 722 amino acids.
AGAGAGAGAGAGAGAGAGAGAGAGAGAGAGAGAGAGAGAGAGAGAGAGAGAGAGAGAGAAAUAAGGAGACAGGGAGAGAGAGAGAAAGAGAGAGAGAGAGAGAGAGAGAGAGAGAGAGAGAGAGAGAGGGAGAGGGAGAAAUAAGGAGAGAGACGGAGAGAGAGAGAGAAAAACACACACCAAAUGCUGCACACUCCAUAGGUGGCACUAAGGAAUGGCACAUCAACGCUGAGCUUUAGGUUUGCAAAAGGAAAAUCAUUCUGAACCAGCUUGCCUGAAGAGAGGAUUCUGCUGAUAAAAAACAAACAUGUCUGCAAAGGAACGGCAAAAAAUGAGAGUUACAAAAGACAGCGUUACCUUACUCCCAUGUUUUUAUUUUGUAGAGCUGCCUAUCCUGGCAUCAUCGGUGGUCAGUCUCUACUUUCUGGAAUUAACGGACGUCUUUAAACCAGUUCAUUCAGGUUUUAGCUGCUAUGACAGAAGCCUUAGUAUGCCCUAUAUUGAACCUACUCAAGAAUCCAUCCCAUUUCUGAUGUUGCUUUGUUUGGCGUUUGCAGGACCGGCUGCGACAAUAAUGGUGGGUGAAGGUGUCCUGUAUUGUUGCCUGUCUAAGCGGAGAAAUGGGAUUGGAGCAGAAGCAAAUAUCAAUGCCGGAGGAUGCAACUUUAAUUCCUUUCUAAGAAGAGCAGUUAGGUUCAUAGGUGUCCAUGUAUUUGGACUUUGCUCUACAGCUCUAAUUACUGAUAUUAUCCAACUUUCCACUGGCUACCAGACCCCUUACUUCCUGACAGUCUGCAAACCCAACUACACAACUCUAAAUGUAUCCUGCAAAGAAAAUCCAUAUGUGUUAGAAGACAUUUGCUCUGGACAAGACCUUGCUGUCAUUAACGCUGGCAGAAAAUCAUUCCCUUCUCAACAUGCCACCCUGGCAGCAUUCGCAGCUGUUUACAUUUCUAUGUACUUCAAUGCAACAUUAACUGAUUCCUCCAAGUUAUUGAAACCAUUGCUGGUGUUCUCCUUUAUAAUAUGUGGGAUUAUAUGUGGUCUGACUCGGAUCACUCAAUACAAAAAUCAUCCCAUUGAUGUUUACAGUGGCUUUCUCUUGGGUGGGGGAAUAGCUUUAUACUUGGGCCUUUAUGCUGUUGGAAACUUUCAGCCCAGUGAAGACAACAUUCCCCAGAAACCUCCUCCUCCUCCACUCAGAGAGCCAUUAAGGUCAUUAACAGACCUCAGUCAAGACACCAGCAGAAUAUUACCAGGGAAAAAUGGCAGUAGUAGUGAUGGCAUCUCUUCCCAUCCUUCUGAAUGUAUAUUGACCAGAAAUAAUCGAGAGUCAGGCUCAUUGACAAAUAUUAAGAGAGCAAGUACAGAUGUAGAAGUUAUAACACCCCGAAGUCCCAUGGGCAAGGAAAACAUGGUCACAUUCAGCAAUACUCUUCCCAGAGUACAUACUUCAUCAUUAGAAGACCCAGUUAGGAGAAAUGCAACUAUUCAUGCAUCCAUGGAUUCAGCACGUUCAAAGCAACUUUUAUCUCAAUGGAAAACUAAAAAUGAAAGUCGUAAGCUGUCCCUGCAGGUAAUUGAAACUGAGGGUGGACUUUCACCACAAAGAGUGAUAGAAAUGAGGUCCAGCUCUGAGCCUGUGAGGGUCGGAGUCAACGGAGACCAUAUUGGCCCAGGGAAUCCAUACUUUAAAUUACAACCCGGUAGUGUGCCAGGCUGCAACAAUACUGGUAUUCCUGGUGGACCUAGAGUGUCUAUACAGUCACGACCUGGGUCAUCUCAAUUAGUACAUAUCCCAGAAGAAACUCAUGAAAAUAUUAUAAAUACAUCUCCUAAAUGCAGUUCUGCUAGAUCAAAAUGGCUUAAGGUGGCAGAAAAAAGUGUUCCUUGCCGAAGUAAUAGUCAGCCAAGGAUAAUGCAGGUCAUAGCUAUGUCAAAGCAACAAGGUAUGCUUCAAGGUAGUCCAAAAAGUUCAGAGGGGAGUACAGUAAGUUGCACUGGAUCCAUCAGGUAUAAGGCCCUUAUGGAACAUGAACCAACAAAUAUUGUGCGGAUUGAAGCCCACCCUGAAAACAACAGACCAAUUAUCCAGAUGCCUUUAGAAGGGGAAGGGAGUGGCUCAUGGAAGUGGAAAGCUCCUGAGAAAGGAAGUUUGCGUCAAGCUUAUGAGCUGAAUGACCUCAACAGAGACUCUGAAAGCUGCGAGUCGUUAAAAGACACUUUUGGGACUGCUGACAGAAAAAGAAGCAAUAUUGACAAUGAUCACCUUCUUCAUGGAAUAACCACAAUACGAGUGACACCAGUAGAAGGAAGUGAAAUUGGCUCAGAAACUGUAUCCAUUUCAUCAAGUCGUGACUCUACUUUAAGAAGAAAAGGCAACAUAAUUUUGAUCCCAGAGAGGAGUAACAGCCCAGAAAGCACUCGGAAUAUCUUCUACAAAGGAACAUCACCAACACGCACCUACAAAGAGUGAAACAAUAAGUAAUGUUUCCAUUGGUUUAUACUGGAGUCAAUUCUAUUUGAUAAAGCUUGUGCUCUAAUUAGUUUGGAGAAAAAGCAGAAAAUGAUCUUACAUGUGCCAAAAUUACAAAUGCUCAGAUGGACUGUGGUUAAACUUUACUGAUGUAGACAUUAAAUCCUAAACUUGUGCAGAAUGGGACAAAAUAAAAGCACAAUGCAAAGAAAUCAAACCAAUGUGAAGGAAUAAAAGCAUCAUACAAUCAGUUUCUUUAAACACAAAUGACUAUAAGAAGUAAAGAGAUAUAGUUAGAAACAGAACAGUGGUACUUAGACACUUUAUUUCAUGAAUGUGCCAACUUUGAUGUUUCUUAAUCUAUAAAAUUAUUGUUUUCACCACAAAAAUAGCAAAGAUUUUUUUUUCUAAUGUAAAAUAGAUAUAUAUUUGCAGAUUAUGCACUAACAUGUUGAGAGGUGGCGCUUGUUAAAUCUAGCUAGCAAAUCUGCACAAGUACAUAAUGUAGUUCUUUUGACCGUUCAGUUGCUUCUGCUAGGGCGGUAAUGACCGCCUUUGUACAGAAUACGACAUUCAGCUCUAUUAUUGUGGAAUAAUCACACUUGACUUGCCAUAAUUUUGUGCAGACCUGUCCUCACGGUUUACUUUGACAAAGUUUGAGUGUGAUACACUUACAAUGGUAUAAUUGUUUUAUUUUAUUAGUUCUUCUAUAACCUGCUUAUUAUUCAAAGUUCAGAUUGUACUCCAGAAAAGGUGCUCAGUAGUGAGACAUUCAUGCACUGUGGAUGUCUUGCCACUUUCCAUGAUUGUUCCUCUUUUCAUAAGCUCAUAAACACAGGGUUUAAUGUUUUUGAGAAGUAGACCUAAGCCUUCAAGGUUCAUUGAUUCUUUGACAUAAACUAAUAUAUUUUAUACAGAACACUGCCUGAACAAGUUAUGGAGAGUUAUGAAAAUAUUUUAUAUUCUGAGACAAAAUGUUCUUAAAAGAUGAAUAUACAGAGUAGUAAUAAAAUGGUAGUACAUAUUGACGGAGACAGUUUACACAGAGGAAAAUGUGGAAGGUAGGUACAAAGAGCCACAGGAGAAAGGUCAGUGAUCUCUGAUGAAUAUGACUAAUUUUGGGAAAUGGAAUGCUUGUCUCAGUUGGUCAUUUUUGUGCGAGCAGUAGUAUACCCAAAAGGUUCUACUGGAUUGUCUCAAAAACACAGACCAGAAGCAAAUGAUUCCUGCACUUUAAAAAAAAAUAAUUUUAUUAUCAAACACUGUCUCACAGGAUUGGCUAAAAAUCAGAAUGCAACUUAAGUGGACACUUAUGACAUCUAUAGCUUACACAUUGGGUGUAAGAAUUAUGUCUACAAGGAAUCAAGGAUAAUUAGUUUUCCUUGAAAUUGACACUAUUACUUAUACCUAUUCAUUAAUAGGUAUAAAUGGAACAAGAACAAAUUAAUGUGACAACCACCACUGUUAAAUUCUAAAUACAGUGCAAGACAAAAAUAUAUAUUGGCCCCUUUUGUCACGUUCAUUCAUCUCAUCAAUUAUCCCUUAUUUAAGGGGGGUUUAUAAGGUUAUUCUAAAAUCUAAUUUGAGAAAAUGUAAAUCUCAGUACAGUGUAUCAGGUAUGUGACUUUUUUCUACUCGAACUUUCCAAAGUCUUAAACAUGAUUUCUGAUUGUUUCAGUAAUCCCUGAAACUGUGCUCUUUACAUGGACUUUGUUCAUGUAAAUCAUUUUAUACUUAAAGUGCCAAAAUCUACUUUUCUUUCUUUUUUUUUUGUCUUUUCUUUUUUUUUUUUUAUAGUGGGAGUAAAAUAAUAUAAAAAUAGGAUAUUGUGAAAAAUCAAUUAAAAAAACAAACAGUUAUUUCAAAUAGACACCUGCAUGAAUAUUUGAUAAGAUAAAAUGCCUUUUGUAAAUGUCACAUUUGUUUACAUUAUACUAAUACCUUAAUUUCAAAACAAUCAAGUAUCAGAUGACAUCUUUUUAAAUUUCUAAUUUUCUUACUAAAGGGGCACUAAUUUCUUUGUGAGGCUGUGCUUUACUGAAUAAAUACUAUAAAAUAUGACUAUGUUUUUCAACAAGAAGACCUGUAUGUAAAGUAUUGUGUUUAAUAAAAUGUUAUGCAAAUGUUUUCAAAAUUGAAAAAUUUGUAAAUUGCUAUAAAUGUAUUUUAUCAAUGCUACUGUGUGAGUUUAUUGUGUAAAACAUCACAAAAAAAUAAAGAUACAAUCUAUAAUA